CAGGCACGUACGCUCUGCCUCGUUCCAGCGACACAACAUCACAGCCCAGCCGAGAAACCAACAGCCGACAUGCGACACACAGACACUGCCUGUAUCAACCUUUCAGCUCAAGUCUACUCGAACCAGCACGAUCAUUCUACUACAUCUCAUCUCACUCUCAAUAAGUGCUCAUCAUUUCUCCUUUGGGACUGGCAGGUGACCCCAGCAAAAUCUCAUUCCUUCUUUGCCCCUCGGAGGCAAAUUCUCAAGAACAACUAAACCCUUUGAAUCUACACUCUUUUUUGUUUUGGUAUCGAAAAUUCUCAUGAGCAGCUCAAAUAAGCCUACACGAGCACAAGAACACCAAAAGUCUAAUCGACAGUUGCUCCCCAGAAAACUCCAGAAAUCAGAACAUGAGCCUCAAUACGCGCCCCUCGAUGUCUCCGACAUACCCAGGGCAGCCUUAACAUCAGUCGCGUGUAACAACUGCCGCGUCCGGAAAUCAAAGGUUUGUCCUGCUGUAUCAAAUCGCAUUGGUCUCGUAUGAGUAACGGGCUUCAUUAUCUCUAGUGUGAUGGCCGUAAACCAACAUGUUCGGCCUGUGCGAGCCGAAGACAGCACUGUGUAUAUCGUGCCGAGGUUUCUCAGGAGAAGAUGACAGAGUUGAGAAAAGGUUCUAAAGAUCUCUUUCAGGCACUAGAGCUCCUAAGGACUGCCCCCGAUGAACACGCUCAGUAUCUGCUAGAGAGAUUGCGCAACAGCGGUUCUGUAUCGGAAUUCUUGCAAGUUCUUGACUCGGGCAUCAUAAAGCCACCUUCACCAACAGACCCCUUAGCCACCAGUCUCGCGGGAACUUCAGCUGAUUCAGCAAUAGAGUUGAAUUUAAACAUGAGAUUUUCUGGUGUAUUCCCCGUACUGGAAACUCUUGACAUCAAGGAUGUAGAUCUUGGUCUACUGGCAGUUAACAAACGGGCCCUAACAUCUUCGAAUCAACAAGCAACAGCAGCGCCCUUGACAUCAUUCACACCAAUAGAAUUUGGUCAAAGAUCGGAAACGCCGACGACUUCGGAAUCUUUCUCGACUCCAAGCGACACCACUGGAGAUACUGGGGUUGACCCUCGACUCGAGUCUCUUCAAAUAUGGCAGUGGACUUCCAUACCUAUACCCGAAAACCUAGCUGCACAAGCAAUAUCUUUCUAUCUAGUCAACGAACACCCUGUACUAUCAUUUUUCGACGCCGAUUUAUUUAUUCGAGACUUGGCGGCAGGCGGAGGUCGCUUCUGCUCACAGCUUCUCGUCAGCUCACUUCUUGCUUGGGCCUGCGCUUCCUACUCCCAAUUUGAGCCACGAGCUCAAACAUUUUCUCUUGCGUUUUUGAGAGAGGCCAAGAGGCGAUGGAAGGAUUUAACAGACCAUACUUCCAUCACUACGUUAUCAUCAGCGAUGCUUCUUGUCCUUACUUGUAACCAGCAUGGCCACGACAAAGUUGGUCUUUUAUAUCUCGACGCCAGUGUACAAAUAGGUCGUGAGCUUGGUUUGUUCAGCGAUGAUGGAACAUCAGUUCCUGAUUUCAACGACGACGACGAAACAAGAACAGCAGCAUCAUUUGCCGCUUGGGGUGCCUUUGGCUGGCACAGUCUCCACUGUACCAACUUCCGAGCAAAACACCGGAUACAACAUCCACCAUCUUUACCCAUACCAGGAGAUGUAUCCGGGCCGCCCCUGAAUGAGCACAUGGGAAGCACAUUUACAUGGAUAUCCAAAUUUUGGGUCAUCAUACACCAAGCAUUUCGUGAAGGUUAUAACCAUUUUAGCCGUCUACCUAUGUCACACGCACAUCAGAUGUAUCAAAUGUUACUUGACUGGGCCAGUAUCAUUCCAGAGGACGUACAGAGGAGUGAAAACUGCCCCCACCAUGUUCUGGUAUUACAUAUUUGGUACCAGACAGCAGUAAUAGACAUGUGGCGCCCAUUUCUCGGCCGCAGAAGCUAUGAAGACGCUGGGGGAAGCGAACUCGCCACUGCCACUCACGAAGCAUCCGUCCACCAGCUCAAACGGCUUGUAUAUCUAUACAGGAAACGAUUCGAGUCAACGAACCUUACCAUGUUCAUCACCCCUGGACUUCUCACCCUCAUCAACGAAGUCUUUCGAAAUCCCGGCACAUCCGACGCUCAGUUUUACUUCAUAUUGGCGGCGCGUGGAUGCCUGUCGAUAGCAUCUUGGUGCAAGGGGCUCCUAGGUAUUACAGAAGGCCUGAUGACAAUAGGUUGGCAAAACGGAACCUUCAAACGUGAGGGAUGGACGGACAACAGCAUGAUUGAAGACAUCAGAGCUACAACACGGGCACUCAAUCAAGAGGGCACAUAUAGCAGCCUCUACCCAAUCAACCUCGAUUCAACGAGCGAGAGCAUGGACGACAUCGGCAUGGAGGCUUUAGCGGGUGAAUUCCAGAGACUGAGCUCACAAAAUGAGCCUACACGCGGGAAAGAAGUCGAGAUGACGAGUGAGCCUAACGUCUGGAAGGGAGAUCAGCGAGACUUGGACUUGACGUUGACUGAGGCGACGGAAGAGGAGAAAUACACUUAGCGAGAUCAUUGUAUGAUUGUUGAUGGGGCAUAUGAAGUAAUGAAGGAGCCUUGGCGAGCUGAGUAAUGGCCACUAUUUAUGGCGAACAUAGACUGGCUCGUAUGUAUAAUUUUGUAUACAGUUCAAGAUACCCGAUAUUAGUCGAGAGCGAGCGACAUUAUAUAUUCAUCUUGGUUAACUUGUG
Fusarium verticillioides 7600 is the source of this 2749-nucleotide messenger RNA. RefSeq lists its product as hypothetical. Lineage: Eukaryota; Fungi; Ascomycota; Sordariomycetes; Hypocreales; Nectriaceae. Gene Ontology annotation, biological process: regulation of DNA-templated transcription. The record is from RefSeq and is a predicted model, not a curated record. Bases 634 to 2565 code for a protein of 643 amino acids. Gene Ontology annotation, molecular function: zinc ion binding; DNA-binding transcription factor activity, RNA polymerase II-specific. The transcript has 4 exons.